This is a messenger RNA of Rhipicephalus sanguineus (brown dog tick), 3649 nucleotides long. Its product is annotated as nischarin. Bases 234 to 2681 code for a protein of 815 amino acids. Gene Ontology annotation, cellular component: cytoplasm. The record is from RefSeq and is a predicted model, not a curated record. Gene Ontology annotation, molecular function: phosphatidylinositol binding; protein kinase binding. The transcript has 12 exons. NCBI's taxonomy places the organism in Eukaryota, Metazoa, Arthropoda, Arachnida, Ixodida, Ixodidae.
GCCCAGCCAGCGACCCAGCACACAGCUCUGCACGGCCAGUACAGCUGCUUGUCGGGGCCUCGACAUGACCAAGAAUUUGCCUGUUAGAUGAGGCGCCACCGGUGGUCGUGCUGCCGUUUUCGUCUACGGCCGUGUUUAAGGCGCUAACUACCGGGAUCGUAAUCCGCUGCCAGCAGCAGCUUUCCGUUUCGCUCAGUCCGCACGCCGGUCCGUAAGCCGUUUGUGCCGACAGCAUGGCGCUGUAUCAGCCCGUCCAGUCGUGGAUGAAGGCUUCGGAAACUGUUAAAAUCGUCGGCUCCGAGCAAGGCGACGGCUUCACGGUGUAUCGUGUGCAGGUGACAAUCGCCCCUUAUUGCUGGCUGGCCAAGCACAGGUACAGCGACUUCAAGGAACUCCAUAACAAGCUUCGGUGCAACUACCACGUGGAGCGGAGUCUGCUGCCACCGGGCAAGCUGCUGGGGCGCCAAGUGGCGAGCUUCGUGCAGCAGCGGCAAGCCGAGCUCGAGCACUACCUCGUGACGCUGGUGCACCACUUUGCAGAUGCACUGCCACUCCCCCUGGCACGCUUUCUACACUUUGACCAGUUUGAGGUGCGCACCGUGGUGGCCGACUUGGCCGAGCGGCUGUUUGAGACGGGUGAGCAGGUCCUGGCCGGUGACUCCCGCUUCUGCACCACCCCGUUGCAACUGCACUGCCUCACUGAAAGGCUCAAGUUGGCCGAGCCCACUUGCAGCUCUGGGGACAAGCGACGAGACUUGGCCCACGUGCUGGACUUUGUGUCUCAGUUGCAGCACCUCGAGGUGUCGGCUGAACCGGGCUGCCUCGGCUUCAGCAAUGUGCGACCCAGCAGCCUAUCCUUCGAUCUGGCCCCCUUCCGGAACCUCCGCACACUUCGGCUACAAGGCUGUGCGGUGCGUGGACAGCUGUCGGGGCUGGAGGUGCUGCGGCCGCGCCUACGGGAGUUGACGGUUGAGAAUGCGCUGCCACCCAUGGCGGACUUGUCGUGCAUGCUGGUGGCCGGCGACAUCUGGCAAAUGGCAGCGUGGCCCCUGGUGCAGCGGGCACGCUUCAACCACAACAGCCUGACUACAAUUGACCUCAGCAUGCGCCUGCUGACGUCAGUGGAGCAGCUGGAGCUGGUGGGCAACAAGCUGUCGCAGGUGGAGAACCUGGAGUGCCUGUCGCGCCUGUCGAUGCUCAACAUGUCUGACAACAGCCUGCGCCACCUGCCCCCCCUGCACACUCGCUUGGGAAACGUGCGACAGCUGAGCCUCGCGGGAAACCAGAUUGAUUCCUUGGCCGGGCUGUCGCGGCUGUAUUCCCUGGUGGAGCUGGACGUGUCGCGCAAUGCCAUCGCCCUGGUCUCCGAGGUGGGCCACGUGGGGGCGCUGCCGUGCCUGGAGAGCCUCGACCUGCGGGCCAACCCGGUCAACCAGAUGAUCGACUACCGAGCGCACGCGCUGCUGCUCUUUGGAGGCCGAGCACACGAGGUGGUACUGGAUGGGCAGAAGGCAACGCAAAAGGAGCUGGACACUGUCAACGUAUUGCGUGCCUUACAAGUAGCUAAAGACAGGAAGCCUCCCACCGAUGCGGCAGCAGCGAGUUACCCCAGCACCAAUCUGCAGCCCUCUGCCCCAGAUGGCAGUGCGUCUGUGCUGAGGAGGCCCCCACCUGCGGAGGAACGGCCGAACGCAGCGGCAGAUGAAUUCCGGCAACAGGUGGCCACAAUGCGAACCCUGGGAGGCACGGACUGGCUGAGACUCUUUAAUCGCAUGAACCAACAGGGGCAGCCAAUCCUUGUACAGCCAGUAUCGACGUUGGCCAUAUCUCCAGGUGACUCGGACCAAGGGAAGCCUCGGGGUGAACUCGCUCUGCCAGACUGGCUUCUGCGGACGGGUCUUCAGCAGCCGAGCUUCCAGGACCAGUUACAGGCCCAGGCCAAGGGCCACGCACCGGAAUGGGUCGCCUGGUGCGUGCGGAUUGAGGCACCGACUGCUGCGACCAGUGUAGUCUGCAUCGUUGCCAACUGUGCCGGUUUGAGUCUGCUCGAGCUGGAGCAAGUGCAAGGCAGCAGCGGUGCAUUGGUGCCACGCUUUGGACAGUGCACGACCGUUGCGCCUUCGCAGAUGGAGCGUCUUCUCAGGGGCCCCCACAGGAGCUACAUUGAGCUACGAAUGGAGUUGCAGUCCAGGGCGGCCUGUACCGUCCUGAUGCCUGCCUCAGCCGAGGACACGGACUACCUGACGCGCCAGUUUGCCGCCACCUUUGGCCUGGAGUGCCGGGACAAGUUCUCACCGCGGCACGUGGAGCUUGUGGCUGUGGGAACGUCGACUGCUGGCGACGUUCGGUUCUGCGGACGCAUUCUCUCAAACGGUGUUGAUGCGGGAACGGUUCACUAUGUGCUCGUAGUGUGCAGAGAGAUAGCGUUAGUGGUUGAGGAUGUUUUCAAUACGGUGCAGCCGUUUCGAGUACAGAGGACUUGGAAUGUUGAGUUGCCCGUGGUGGACGUGCAGCUUCCCGAGCACUGGCCGGCGUCAGUGACGUCCGUGGACGAGUUCAGAAAGUGUGGUUUUGGUGUGAGGAUUAGCUUCGAAGGGGGAGAGCAGUUUGAUGCACGGUUCCAAGUGAGAGACUCGCGCAGCCAAUUCCUCGAGGCUUUUCUGGCUGCUAGAAACUCUUGACAGCAAUCUGUAGAAGGCACCUUGUGUCCUCUAAUUCACUCCUCGCGUGCCACGGCAUCUCUGUUGCACAUGGCGUGGGUUGCCGGAACUAAGGCAUGUGCCACUUUCCCUUGUGCCUGCCCAUGUGAUGUAGAAAUGUGACUAUCCUUUAAAUGGCUACUCGAGCUCUGUGCCUUUGACAAGCCAUCCAGCACAGUGUUUGUGCUUCCAUGGUGGUCUUCUGUGAUUGAGAUGUGUGAGCAUUAUGCAACUCUUAACCCUGAUUUUUUUUUUUUUGUUCAUGUGUGUUCAUGUACUUUGCAUUUAAAAGAAAACCGCAAUCAUUCUACAGCAGCAUAUAUGUAUCGAAUAUUUUCAUUUCCUUUCUGCAUGUGCACACUGUCAGAUGCAUAUGCAAGUCAUGAGAAAUGAGAGGCACAGUUCGCAGUUCCUUGAAGAACAUGCACUGAACAGUUGAAGUACUACUAUUGUUACAUGCCAUUGGCUUGAAACUUGUGCUAGAAUACAGCACAACAGUGCACACUGGGGUGGCCAAAUGCUGGAACUGCUGACUUGCACUAGUCAUAUAACUGCACUGUUGGAUCUUCAAGUCUAGAUGUUUGUGGCUGUUGGUUUGGCAUGGCUUGAAUGCAACAGCGGAUGGGGGUGCGAUCCGGGCUAGUUGGUAUUGCAUCUUGUAGUGGAAAACCGAGCGACAGACGACGACACAACACGAGCGCUGACCAGCGCUCGUGUUGCAUGAUUUUCUGUCCUCGUAUUAGCAGGUAAAGCAGCACUUACUAUGCAAAAUCCUCUCUUUUGUCUGUUCCAUUGUGCAUACAUGCUGGCAGUAGAAGGCUAGUCUCUGAACUAGUAUUGUUGAAAAGCUGCAGCGAAACUUAAGGCCAUAGAAGUCUAAAUGGUGCUACAACAUACUUAAUGUGCAUGCGGCAAGUCUGGAGUAUGUGUGAGAGUUUGAUGAAGUACUA